AUGGACUCGGCGCUCAGGGAGAUGCCCUUCGUUUUCGUUUAUUUGGACGACAUCCUGGUCGCCAGCUCCUCCGAGAAGGAGCACCAGGGUCACCUACGCGACCUCUUCAUGAGGCUCGACCAGCACGGACUAAUCGUCAACCCGGCGAAGUGCCUGUUCGGGUUGUCCUCCAUCCACUUCCUGGGGCAUCUCAUCAACAAAGAUGGGGCCGCUCCUCUUCCGUCGAAGGUGGAGGCGAUUUCUGCUUUCCCCCGCCCGCAAACAGCUCGGGCGCUCCGAGAAUUCCUGGGGAUGGUGACGUUUUACCACCGGUUCAUCCGCCAGGUGGCUCACGUCAUGCGCCCACUGUACGAGGCUCUCAAGGAAAAGUCCCCUGGCCAGGCUGUCGACUGGACGGUUGAGAGGGAGAAGGCGUUCGAGGCCACGAAGGCCGCCUUGGGCCAAGCCGCCAUUGGGGGUCAAGCUGCACCGCACGACCGCAUCCCCAUCAUCCCCAAGCAAACGGCUUGUGCGAACGUUUCCACCGUUCCAUGA
Gadus morhua (Atlantic cod) is the source of this 534-nucleotide messenger RNA. RefSeq lists its product as uncharacterized. The transcript has a single exon. The record is from RefSeq and is a predicted model, not a curated record. Lineage: Eukaryota; Metazoa; Chordata; Actinopteri; Gadiformes; Gadidae. The coding region runs from base 1 to 534 and encodes 177 amino acids.